AUGGCCCAGAAAUCCCCCACCAUUGAGGUGACCAACCUCAGCUACAAUUUCCAGGGUUCCACCUCGGGCCUCAAGGACAUCUCCCUCUCCGUGCCCUCGCGCUCGCGCACCCUCCUCAUCGGCGCCAACGGCGCCGGCAAGACCACCCUCCUCCGCCUCCUCGCCGGCAAGCGCCUCGCCCCGCAGGGCGGCAUCUCCAUCGCCGGCGUCGAUCCCUUCAAGGAAGGGCUCGAGGGUGUCACCUACCUCGGCCUCGAAUGGGUCUUGAACCCCAUUGUCCGCACCGACAUUGGUGUUCUUGAGCUCCUCCGUUCCGUCGGCGGCGAUGCCUACCCGGACCGCCGCGACGAGCUCGUCUCCGUCCUCGAUAUUGACACCGCCUGGCGCAUGCACGCCGUCUCCGACGGCGAGCGCCGCCGCGUCCAGCUCGCCAUGGGUCUCAUCCGCCCCUGGACCAUCCUCCUGCUCGACGAGAUCACCGUCGACCUCGACGUGCUCAGCCGCGCUGAGUUCCUGGGCUGGCUCCGCCACGAGACGGAGAUCCGGGACUGCACCAUCGUCUACGCGACCCACAUCCUCGACAACCUCGCCGGCUGGCCGACGCACCUUGUUCACAUGCACCUCGGCACCGUCCGCGAGUGGGACACGGCCGGCAAGUUCCUCGACGGCGUCGGGGGUGGCACCGGGAACAGCACCCUCGGCGAGCUGGUGCUCGGCUGGCUGCGCCAGGACCUCAAGGACCGCGGCCCGAGGUCGCAGUCCCGCAUUGAGUCCGAGGGCAAGACGUACGCUGCUGGCGGGUACGGGGGCUACGGUGACGAGUCUGACAAGCUGAAAUAA
Messenger RNA from Colletotrichum graminicola M1.001, 840 nucleotides. Its product is annotated as ABC transporter. Lineage: Eukaryota; Fungi; Ascomycota; Sordariomycetes; Glomerellales; Glomerellaceae. Gene Ontology annotation, molecular function: ATP hydrolysis activity; ATP binding. The coding region runs from base 1 to 840 and encodes 279 amino acids. The transcript has a single exon. The record is from RefSeq and is a predicted model, not a curated record.